Nomia melanderi (Alkali bee) is the source of this 1843-nucleotide messenger RNA. Lineage: Eukaryota; Metazoa; Arthropoda; Insecta; Hymenoptera; Halictidae. The record is from RefSeq and is a predicted model, not a curated record.
AAAAAAUCGGAGUUUCCGUCUUUGUAAAAUACAUAGACGCUGAUUUAUCAUCGAAGUCUGACAACUGUCAAAUGACAAGCCCACUUCGUAGAAUACGUUCUGAAGAUUGAAAUGGCAGCAGAGAUAAAGCCCGCUCCAGGCGUAAAUCAUGACAAAUUCAGCUCAAGUCGUAAACCUGUACUUUUAUCGAAAUUGGAAGGAUGCAAUGAUGAUGUCAAUGCGGCUAUCAUUAUACCACGGGAAGAAGGUGUAAUUAGCGUUUGCGAUGACAGGUAGUUAGAACAAAUUUUUUCGAACAUUAUAGCCCUGCGCUUCUUCAAAUGUUUGUUCAUGGCUGCUGGUGCAACAUCAAUGUAUUAUUGUGUAGAAACAAGACAGUUAUUUGUUGGUUUGGACAAUGGAACCAUAAAUGAAUUCAUUCUGGAACAAGAUUAUAAUCGAAUGACAGCUAUGCGUGAAUAUUCUGCGCAUCAGGCAAGGGUUACAGGUGUCAUAUUUGCUCCAAAUUGUGAAUGGGUUUUAAGUAUAGGCCGAGAUAAAAUGUUUCAGUUACAUUGUUCAGAAACCGGUCAAAAAGUAGGAUCAUAUCAGACUGAUGCUUGGUACACUGCAUUGCAAUUUGAUGUUCAAUCAAAACAUGCUUUCGUUGGUGAUUACUCUGGACAAAUAGAAAUGUUGAAGUUAGAUGCUAACGGUGUCACAUUGAUCACUACGUUGAAAGCGCAUAGGGGGAGUAUUCACACAUUGGCAUGGGAUUCUGAGAAGCAGCUUUUGUUUUCUGGAAGUUUCGAUCAAAGUAUCAUGGUGUGGGACAUUGGAGGGCGCCAGGGAACAGCAUACGAGCUUCAAGGGCAUCACAACAAGGUAACAGCACUGUGUUACGCAAGUGCUGAACGUGUUCUAUUGUCUGGAGGAGAAGAUGGAGUAAUAGUUUGUUGGGACAUGGCUGCAAAUAGAAAGGAAACAGCAGCAUGGGUGGAGUCAGACACAUGUCAAGCAUGUGGAAGACCAUUUUUCUGGAAUAUUAAAGCCAUGAUGGAUCAACGACAAUUAGGACUGAGGCAACAUCACUGUCGUCAUUGCGGUCGUGCAUUGUGUGCACGUUGCACGUCCCAACGAAUAUCGAUACCAGCAAUGGGAUUCGAAUUUGAAGUCAGGGUUUGCGAUCCAUGCCACAUACAACUGAAAGCAGCAAACCAAACAUCUUUGGCGUCCUUCCAUGACGCAAAACAUAGCGUUGUCGGAAUGGAUCUCGACGCACCGAGAAGAAGAUUAUUAACAAUCGGCCAAGAUCGUCUGAUUAAGAUUUGGGAUAUUUCUGCGCUCCUUCAAUGAACUUCCAAAAAUAUUCGUUUAUAAGUAAGAAAACCAAUCAAAUCGUAAGAGACACAUAUAAGGAAAACUGUCAUAUUCCAAUGUAAAAGCAUACUAUUCAGAGCCUAUUUUUAUGAUCAUACAAUCAAUUUGUUCGAUUACAACCGAAUGGGUUUUAUACAUCACAAUUUACUCCGCGUAUGGAGCCUUUAAUCGUCCAUAAAAUGACAGGAUAGACUUUAUAAUUUACAAGCGUAAUUUCUUUCCAGCAAAUAAAACUAAUGUGUACACUUAGCAAAGAAAACAAAUAAACGUUAGUAUGUUUUUAAAUAUUUAUAUUUAGCGGAGUCGGAUUUACGGAUUAACGAACUUACGAACUUAAGAGUUUACGAAUGACCAAAACUUCGUAUAUACGCAUCUCAUUCGGGUUUUGUAAUCAAACUAUGUUUCAAACCGCAGAGGCAGAUUCUGUUGCUGCUUUGUUGAAAUGUGCAUAGAGGAUAGCGAUCGUAAAAUGAAAUCUGUUUCU